Molecule: messenger RNA, 2181 nt
Organism: Monascus purpureus
Lineage: Eukaryota; Fungi; Ascomycota; Eurotiomycetes; Eurotiales; Aspergillaceae
Source: the annotation of a GenBank genome assembly
AUGGAUACAGAUGCGGAGUGGCAGCCAAAGGAUCUGUUGGAUGCUGUCGAACAUCUGGAAGCAGUGGCCUUUGUGCCCCCGAAGCAAAGGUACACGGAUGCUGGCAAGCUAGCCAAAACAAUCGCCUCGUACGCGUAUGAGGAUGGAAUUCCCCCAGCAGCUCUGAAUAGCCUGAUCAACAUCCUCACCAAAAAUAAUGCGCUGGAUCAGAGCGCAAUUACGACUCUGGCCAAGAAUCUAUAUCCCUUGGGCAAGGUACCGUCAAAACUCGUUACGCGAGUGGUUUCUUGUCUUGGCCCAAGCAAAAAUAAACCGUCAACCGCAACUCAGGCUCUGCUCUUAAGAUGGCUGAUUCUUGUGUACGACUAUCUCGAGGAUCGGAACCACCUGUUCAAACUUUACGCGGCCCUUUUUAACUUCCUGGACAUGAUCAGCCUGCGUAAGUCCUUGUGUCAUUUACUCUCGAUAAUCACGAGGCGAAAACAUGUAAAGCCCUUUCGGGUUCAGGCGGUUAUGGAAUUACUUCGGAACUCGGGUGGUGAUGAGAAAGAGCUCCUGGGUCUGCUGAGGGUGUUCAAGAACUACUACCCCGACAUUAUCGUGGGAGAUCUGGGAGGAUUGAGAAGAACAGGCGGGUUUUUCUUCAAACACCCUGACCCGGAAUGGCCAGACCAUAUGAAACGUCUCCAGGACAAAAAUGCGCAAAGGUCGGCCGAAAGUCAACCUUCAAGUUUCCAAGUCGUUCGUCGUGGUGGGUUUAAAAGGAGCAAGAUUGAGGUUGUCAUUCCGAGCAUGCAGACUUCGCGAGUGUCGCGCAACCACACAUCCUUGGAAGAGUUACGGGGCAUUAGCCAUUUUGUUGAGAAACUCGAUAAGAUUGAAUUGCCUAAUCAAAUCAUCUCAGCACUUGGUGAUGGUCUGGGUCAGAAGUACCUAUCACUGGUCCAGUCUGAGCUUGCAAAUCAACGACUGGAAGAUUGGCUGGAAGGCUUUCUUAACGACAAGUUGGAGAGCAUCCGCGACGAUACCGAUGACGAUCCAGAAACUCUGACUUACGUGUUAACGUUGGCUGUGGAUUAUGCUCGACUUCUAAAGGAAACACCCGCUGCCCUUCUGUCAUUCUUGAAGCUUUACCUUCCGUUAUGGAAUGGUAAAGACAACAGAGAUCAAGUCUUUGGCCUGCUCGAAUAUCUUCCUAUUGAACCGUACGAAUCCGUACGAAACGACUAUUUUGCGCCUCUGGAAGCUGCAGUAUUAGAUGAUAUGCUGCAUUCUAGAGCCACGCUGCUCGACUUUUAUACUUCUUUGAUUCGCCAAUGGGGAGUUAAACUUCGAACAUGGCCUUCUUCGUUCACCUCAGAGGAACCAAAACCUUUAACACAUCUGAUCUCCUACGCGGAGCUUUUGGCUUUGUCGACUUUGGAAAGCCCUCCGAUAGUCAACGACAGCGAAGAUGCAGAAAAGACCAGGCCAGCGGUACUAUCUGUUAUUGAAUUCUACAGUGUACUUGCCGAGCUUUUCUCUCAUGCUUCUGUAAACGAGAGCAUUCGUCUCACAAUUCCCUUGGCUCCGACAGUCUACUCUGUCGCUUUCACGCCAAUCAGCUCUCUUCUUUCCAUUCUUUCCUCUGUCCUUUCUGUCUACAAGUUAUCAUUUGAGGAAUCCUUGACUUCAGAAGUCCUCCAAGAGCGACUCUACCCGACAGAGCUGGUCGGCCAGUUUAAUGGUUAUGUCAUGGAUAUCUGCAACUUGGUCUGGCGUAACAGGGCCCUGAAUACGGAAGACGCAGAUGCACGGGGCUGUUUGAUCCCGGAGAUGACUGUAACUGCCCUAACACAAUACGUCCGCGACGUCAACGAGACCGCUCGAGAACGCAAACGCGAAUUCCCAUUCCAUUAUAAACUUCCUUUGUUAUUUUCUGUUAGCCACCAUGUGGCCCUGUGCAAUUUCUCAGCGGCUUCGUUCGCAGAUUUCGAGGAUGAAAACGACGCUAAUGAGUCCCGGCCUCGACUGAGGAAACCCGUCACACAAAAAGCGUUGAAUUCGUUGGAGAAAGAAGGCGGCGUAAAAAUAACUUGGCAAGAUUAUCGAGUGCGGAUGCUUGACUGGCUUGAUGGGAUAGGGAGCCAUGGGAUUCCGAGCUUGAUGAGGAGCACCAUGAAAGCUUUACGGAAGGAAUGA